Panicum virgatum (switchgrass) is the source of this 2434-nucleotide messenger RNA. Its product is annotated as protein HESO1-like. Gene Ontology annotation, biological process: RNA 3'-end processing. Bases 91 to 2127 code for a protein of 678 amino acids. The transcript has 10 exons. Gene Ontology annotation, molecular function: nucleotidyltransferase activity. The record is from RefSeq and is a predicted model, not a curated record. Lineage: Eukaryota; Viridiplantae; Streptophyta; Magnoliopsida; Poales; Poaceae.
GCAGGACAAGUCUUCUUCGCCUCUUCCGGCAUCUCACACCCUCGCCCCGACCGCCGGGCCGUCGUCGCCCAUCUCGACGCCGGCAACUGCAUGGCCGCCGCCGCUUCGCCUCCGGUUCCGUUAGAAUCCGAGGCCUCCUCUCUCCGGGGCCUCCUUCCCAGGCCCCACGUCGCAAUCUCAUGGGACUCCCAAGCACUAUGCAGCCAUGCAGAAAAAAGCGAGAUGGAAUCCAAGGCAUGCGUUAUCGAUCCUGCUCUGCUUCCAUCUCUAGAGGGUUUACUUCAGGAAACGUAUGCAUCAUUGCAACCAAAGCCAGUUGACUACGAGAAUCGACAGGUUAUGAUCAAUGUCUUCAACAGAAUAGCGGAACAGAUUUUUGGUAAAAAGAAUGGGCUUCCAGUUGCAGAAGCAUUUGGAUCAUUCACAAUGGAUCUAUUUACUCCUGAAAGUGACCUUGACCUCUCGAUCAACUUUAAUACUGAUACCAAGGAUCAGUAUCCUCGCAAGGACAAGAUUAAUGCUAUUAGGAAGCUUACAAAAAUCCUAUAUUCUCAUCAGAGGCAUGGUCGUUGUUAUGGGGUUUUACCAAUUUCAACUGCUAGAGUUCCUGUAUUGAAGGUUACUGAUCAGGGAACUGGUGUAGAGUGUGAUAUUUCAAUAGAAAACAAAGAUGGCAUGUCAAGAUCAAUGAUAAUUAAAUUUAUCUCAUCCAUUGAUGAAAGAUUCCGGAUACUUUGUUAUCUGAUGAAGUUCUGGGCCAAGGCACAUGAUGUUAACAGCCCCAAAGAUCAAACAAUGAGCUCAAUGUCAAUUAUUUCUUUAGUUGCUUUCCAUUUACAGACCCGGCGCCCUCCGAUAUUGCCUGCAUUUUCUGCCAUAUUGAAAGAUGGUUCAGAUUUUGCAAGUAUUGAGAAGAAUGUCUCACUAUUCAAAGGUUUUGGGAGCAGCAAUAAAGAAUCUAUUGCUGAACUUUUUGUAUCAAUGAUUAUUAAACUAGUAUCAGUGGAGGGUUUAUGGGAGCAAGGGCUCUGUGCCAGCAAUUUUGAAGGAUCAUGGAUAUCAAAGAUCUGGAGAAAAGGUGUUGGCAACUUGAGUGUUGAGGACUUCUUGGACCAGUCUCAGAAUUUCGCCAGAUGUGUAGGAAUGGGACAGAUGCAGAAAAUCUGUGAAUGCCUAAGGGCUACUGUUUCUAAUUUGAGUGAGUUCUUUAUGGGUAAAAUUGCUGCGCCCAAGCUAAAGGCCCUUUUGUUUGGGCUUUUUAACCAGGUUAAGCAAGUCACUGAUCCCAUUCAGAAAACUGUUAAGAGGAAGCGCGUUAAUCCAAACAACACAAGCACUAACCCUAGUAAGAGAAAUGCUAAGAAGAAGAAGCCCCUUGAACAGGACAAGCCUGUCAUUUCUCUUGGUCAGCGAGAUGAUAAGAUGCCCCUGGAUCAGAAGCCAGGCAGCUCUCCAAUUCAGAAAGAUGCUAAUAGGGACAAGCCCCUUGAUCAGGAUAAGCCAGUCAUUUCUGCUGGCCAGAAAGAUGACAAGACGGAGAAGCCCCUUGAGCAGGAUAAGGCAGCCAUUUGCCCCGGUCAGAAAGAUGCUAAGAAGAACAAGCGCCUUGGUCAGGAUAAGCCAGCCAUUUCUCCUGGCCAGAAAGAUGCUAAGAAGAAGAGCAGCAACGUUGGACAUGACCCAGGAAGCAGUCAAGUGCAACAAAAGAAAGCAAAGGUUACUGUAUACACUUCUGGUUCACGACCUCCUAGUGUUAUCCCUCCUCAAAGAAUGCAUCGACCAGUACUCACCCAGCCAAUUAUUAAUCAGUUUGCACAUAUACCUCAGCAUCCGAUCACCCCUCCCGCUUUUGGUUAUGGGUUGCCACCACCGCAUUUGCAUUCAGCUUAUCAUCACCCUCAUCAGGGAUUGGUAGGUCAACCACGGGGUGAUUUCCUUCAUUUGUAUCAUGGGAUUCAGCUGCAGCAUCAAGGACGGGCUAUGUUUGGUCCUCCUCCAGCAGCCCACUAUCCCGUGCUCAAUGGGCUUCACCCGUAUGGUAGCAUUGGUGCUCAGCAGAUGCAGCAUAUCGACAAUAGGCUGGUUCAGAGGCCACCGUACGGAAUGAGACAAGGUUUCUGGAGGUGACUGUUGCGGUUUGGGAAAAGUAGAUAUGUAGGUAGUUGGCGGGCUUUUGAGGCGAAAGCUUCAAGAUUGUUGUUGUGUAACUAGCUGCUGGUGCCAUUGUGUCUGUAGCUGUUGUGAAAAGAGAAGUUGUAAGGUGAGAAUGGAAAGCUGUAAGAUCAUUAAUUAUCUUAGAUGUGGACAGCCUUAUUGGUAUUUAUGGACCAGGCAUGCACAAUCUGUAUGGCUGGGUUGCAAAUCAUAACCAUCUCAAACUGGAACCGCCAAUGCCAUAAGUGAUGAAUACAUGGGGAGGUCAGCCCCUUGGCUC